Messenger RNA from Bursaphelenchus okinawaensis, 1187 nucleotides. The record is from the annotation of a GenBank genome assembly. NCBI's taxonomy places the organism in Eukaryota, Metazoa, Nematoda, Chromadorea, Rhabditida, Aphelenchoididae.
AUGCAAAGUCUCGUCGUGUUUGUCAAAGGCGUGCCACGACAAAUCACCGGAUCCGUCCAAGAUGCCACCACUAACGAUCUCAUCCAAGCGUUGGCUCAAGCUGACCAUCAUGUCGGAAAGUUCAUGUUGGUGGCGGUAAACCCCGCAAAUGUAAGCAUAUCACUUUUGAAUAUAUCAAACAUGAGUUUUCGUUUCAAAAUUUAAUAAGUUUACCGUUUUAGCAGGUCGAGUACUUUCUCCGAUCAGGUGAAGUACCUUCCGAAGUUAUUCGAAAUUCUAUUGCGCAACAAAUCGAGUUGCGGCUUGAGAUGAGAGAAGUCGAACCCGAACAUGGAAUGAGGAAUUUCUUGCCACGAAGUAGAUCUCUUUCUAACGCCAAAAGCAGCCCUCCAGGUAACGUUUAGCACGAUUUGUUUUAAAAUUAAUAAUCGGCCAAUAGUCAUUGUUCAUCAUUACAAAUUUAUCUAAAAUUGUGCUUGCUGCAAUAUAUUAUUCAUGACAGAAGUGAUUAAUCUUGCAGACUACAUUCCAAAUCGCUUGUCAACGCCAACCUUAAAUGCCAUUAAUGCAGAAGAACUGUCCUAUGCCAACUGUGAUUUAGACGCUUUAAACCUAACCAGAACCGAGGUUGAAAGUAUUAUUUUAUAUCAAAUGUAAGUCUUACAAAAAUAAGUUUAUUGUUUCGAAAUUACCGACGAAACAGUGAAAUUAUAUCUACAUAAAUUUACCCACUUCAGGAAACUCAUCGAAGAAUACAAAGAAAAAUUAGCGCAGCUAAGCGCCGAAAUGAAUGACAAAACUGACAACGAGUUCCUACAACUAGUUAGACAACAUGUAAGUGUCACACUACGGUCUUAUUAAUUUAAAUUUAGAAAAACCUCAAAAGAACUAUAGAACAACUAGAAACAGGCAAAUGGGAAGAGAAACGAAAGAAAGAAGCUGAAAACCUGGACGGGAUUCAGACUGCCAUCGAUGCGAUGACAACUGCCAUGAACAACAAGAAAGUGUAAGUACAAAACAUAUCACAUUCCAAAUUUACAUCUGUAAUUUAAAAUGAAAAAUUUCCAAAAUAUGUUGAACAGUAGCUUAUAUACAUUGUCAAUUUCAGAGAACUGAAUGAAGUCCUUUUCGCGCAAACACAACUGACAUACCAGAUGAAACACUUUCAGCACAAACAAUUUUUCUAA